This is a messenger RNA of Actinia tenebrosa (Australian red waratah sea anemone), 3607 nucleotides long. Its product is annotated as USP6 N-terminal-like protein. The record is from RefSeq and is a predicted model, not a curated record. Gene Ontology annotation, molecular function: GTPase activator activity; small GTPase binding. Gene Ontology annotation, biological process: regulation of GTPase activity. Lineage: Eukaryota; Metazoa; Cnidaria; Anthozoa; Actiniaria; Actiniidae.
ACAUGGCGAGAUGAAGGAAGUGCCGUAAUAUCUUGAUCAAAACCUCAAAUUUAAGCGAGGUUUUUUACCCCUAAAUAGUAAUGUAUCUUCAAUUUUACUGCGCCAAUACCAGGAAAAUUUAUCUAUCUAGUAUUCUACUGCUUUAAAUAUCUCUACGUUUACUAGAAGUUUGUGAAAAGAAGAAGUUUAUGGUUGAGGCUGACUGCUUGUCUAGCUGCUAGUGUUUACGGACGGAAGCUACCUAACACUGUGAAAAUAUUCACAAGAAAAGACUUUUGUUUAAGCCCAGGAUCAAAAGAAAGACCAUUACUAAUACUUCAACGUAGUAUCUACAGAUUCAAAUCAAAAUGAGCAUUUCAUCAGAAGAUGACGACAGCAACAAAGCCAGAGCUGCCAUCAUUGCAAGAUAUGAUCGGGGCUAUGAUGAUGGUGCUGAAGUAGAUGACUGGGAAGAUGCUAACUACUUUGUGUAUAAAGUUACAGACCGAUAUGGGUUCCUGCACAAAAACCCUUUACCAGAUGAGGCACAAGAUCCAAAGAUGAUCGCUCAUGAGAGACUUAGGAUAAUAAAAUGGGUUAAAAUGACCAAACACUGGGACAAGUAUAUUAGAGGAGAGAAGUUUAGAAAGAGAAUAUAUAAAGGCAUUCCUAAUUCGUUACGUGGAGAGACGUGGAAAAAGUUACUCGGAGUCGAUAAGAUCCCAAAUAGAAAUGAAACUUACGAGUCAAUGAAAAGAAUUGCAAGAUUACAGUCACCAGACAUCAGACAAAUAGAUCUGGAUGUCAACAGAACAUAUCGAGAUCAUAUCAUGUUUAGAGAAAGAUUUGGAAUUAAACAGCAAUCUUUAUUUCAUGUACUUGCUGCUUAUUCUAUGUAUAAUGUGGAAGUUGGUUACUGUCAGGGAAUGAGUGGUAUUGCAGCCUUGUUAUUGAUGUAUUUGAAUGAAGAGGAUGCGUUCUGGGCUUUGUCAGUUUUGCUAACAGGAAGGAAACACAGCAUGCAUGGACUUUUUAUCCCUGGUUUUCCAAAACUGCUGCGAUUUCAGGAACACCAUGACAAAAUACUUAAAAAACUGUCUCCAAGAUUAUUUAAGCAUUUGGAAAGAGAAGGUUGCCAUACAACGCUAUAUACAUUGAAAUGGUUUAUGCAAUGUUUCCUGGACAGACUUCCUUUUUCACUGACGCUUCGAGUGUAUGAUAUUUUUAUGCUGGAAGGAGACCGGAUCUUGACAGCCAUGGCUUACAAUAUUAUGAAGAUGCACAAAAAAAUCUUUAUGAAGAUGAAUCUUGAAGAGGUUGUCCAAUUCUUACAAGAACAGAUGCAUCUUUACCCAUAUGAUGAUGAUGAAGUGAUUGAGCUAUUGCAGUCAUCAAUGUUUGAACUGAAGAAAAUUGGACUGGACAUUCCUCCUCCACCUAAGAAAGAGGAAAUACCUCAGUUACCUCCCGGUUUUGCAUUAAAACGAGGUACAUACCAAACUGCUUCUGCACGUGCACGGAAAAAUAAAGAGAAAGACAAGAUCAUCACAGUACCAUUAGCUCGGCCACCUUCGCCUGAAUCUCCUGUUAGAAUAUCCCCAAUUCGAGGGCUACCAACUCGACCUGAUAGUCCAAACUACAGUGAGAGUGAGAUGUCGAUGAUGUCAAUGUCAACAGUUAAUGAUACACCUAUUAUGAACAGAAGUCCAACGUCAACUGUUAUGGAAGCAGAGAGACCAAGGUUAUCAAGUAUAGAUCUCGAUACACGGCCCUUACAGACAAGGAACAGCUUCAGUCGAAGGGAACAGUAUUCGGAACAUCGUAGAAGCGAUGGAGCUGAGAUGAACGAUGUGGGAUAUAAUACAAUACCAUCUAAGCUCUCAUACCACUCUGAAAGUGUUCUUAUCAAGAAAGAUGGUACCUCCACACAUACUCAGAUAUCUCAGAGAUACAGCCAAUCAGCAAAGCCCAUGUCAACGUUUCGACCAAUCAAUGGUGACAUUCAUGCUCUGAACUAUAGUGCACCCAAGCCUGUAGGGUCACCUGUGUGGAGGACUCGACCUGAAGUGGACAACUCCUACCAGGAACGAAGAAAAGAAAGCAGCUCAAUUUCACGAGGAAGAGCAGACAGUCGGAAUAGUGUCAACAGUGUGUCAAGUCAACUAAGCAAUGCUAGUUACCAGAAUAUGCAGUGGGAAACUUCUAAAGCAAGAUUGCAGUAUGAAGUGACUGAACUCUAGUGUUUGAUAACGUGACAAUAUACCAUACACACUGGUUUGGUCUACACCUACUAGGCUGCACAGUAUAUGCUGGUGCAACAACUGGAAGUACUCAACAGUACCUUGAGUCAAAACUACUAAUAUCAUAUGAUAUUCGUACUUGGUCUCAUACCUCAGUUAUGCACUGGCAUAAGCUCUUGUAUGCUCAUUUAAUUCAGUCAUUGGUCCAGAAGGAGCCUUUUAAUCUUAUGCAUAAAUUGAGUAUGCUAUAUUUUCCAUUUCAAGACUCCUGCUUUUAGUGUUUAUGGUGCUCUACAUCCUCCUUUUGUGGUUUUUAGAAUGACCACAGUUCUUGUAUCAAAGUUUAGUCCCAACGAUGUUUAUCAGUGGAAGGUACAAUCUAGAAAUUAUUAAUAGCUUAUGCGCCUAAAGGAUUAAAUAACUUUAAGAAAUGAGUAUAUAAUAUGUAAUUAUAUUGACAAGUUUGAUGAUUCUUGAGAGAGCAUUGAGAAACCUUAUGUACCCCAAAAUAGGUGUAGCCAUGUAUAUUAUACAUGGAAAGGACCAUGAAUAUUGCAGAUCAACCAAGAAAAACUAUCUGCUUGGAAUGAAAACAAUACAAACUUUUGUGUGGACAUAUUGAAUAUAGACAUCCUUUUAAUGGAAAUAAUAGUCGUUGAAUCAAAUUUAGUGCCUCUAUCCUGACAGGAGCAAAAGUUAAUUGGGGCUUGGCUGGAAUUCUACUAUGGAAUUCCUGGUUGUGUUUCAUGUUCUCUUGUUCAGGGGUCCAAUAGUGAAGAGUAGUGGGGAAGAAAAAUGGCAUUAGGCACACUGUCAAUUUGAAUAGACCUCUUGGGGAUAAUGUUUUGUCAUUUAGUGUUAAUCAAUUAUUGUUAUCUUGAGAAUAAGAUUCUUCACUUGUAUCUUCUUUUCUGCAACUGCUAAACAAAGAAAUGUUACUCAAGAGAAUGCCGUAAAAAAUGGGAAAACAUUACACCCAAGGUAAAUGGUCUAUUAAGUGGUCCUGGUUUGGUAAAUGUUGCUUCUGAGGACCUCAAGAUUCCAUGUUGCAUCACAAAGCUUUGUAGUACCAUCACUCAUGUGAUGUCUAAGAUGUAACAAAGGGCAUAUAUGGUGUAUUAUAUUGACUCUAUGAUUGUAAUUAUAAACUUGCCCCGCCCUUAUAGAUAAUUUAAGAAAUUAAUUUAGGUAUAAAGCUAAGAGAAGGAUAUUGGAAACGACUUCAUGUUUCUUGCUCAGGAAAAAGUAUUAUACUUUGCUGUUAACAUAAGUAUAAAGUCUGCAAGUCUGCAGAUAGUAAAGCAAAAAUAUUGACUACUCUUAGACAUAAUGAACUUAAUCUUAGAACCAUGUUUAUAAAGAUAAUAAAAAUUAAUAGCGAAAGUGGA